Mycena indigotica is the source of this 2415-nucleotide messenger RNA. Its product is annotated as tRNA ligase. Gene Ontology annotation, cellular component: nuclear inner membrane. The record is from RefSeq and is a predicted model, not a curated record. The transcript has 4 exons. The coding region runs from base 7 to 2415 and encodes 802 amino acids. Lineage: Eukaryota; Fungi; Basidiomycota; Agaricomycetes; Agaricales; Mycenaceae. Gene Ontology annotation, molecular function: RNA ligase (ATP) activity; ATP binding; GTP-dependent polyribonucleotide 5'-hydroxyl-kinase activity. Gene Ontology annotation, biological process: tRNA splicing, via endonucleolytic cleavage and ligation.
CCAUUUAUGCUCGCGGGCUUUAGCCCUAGCAGCGCCAUCCGGCGACUGUCGAGGAUGGUCACGGACACUUCUGCUUCUUCUCUUAUCAAAGAACUUGUUGAGCUUUCCAGCAAGCAACGCAAACUUGUGCGGUCGAGUAAAUAUGCUGCACCAGCUGACCCGGCCAUCUCGAUAACAAGCUGGAAGAUGAACGAGGUCAAAUACUACACUGUGCCCUCCCCGUUUCCCACAUACGCGCGUGGGAUCUUUUCCACCGAGCAGAAUGGGGAGCAUCGGAUUGUGGCGCGUGGGUAUGACAAGUUUUUCAACAUUGGUGAGGUGGGUUGGUGCACAUGGCCGGCCAUUGAGGCCCACACUGCUGCGCCAUAUACUCUCAGUCUCAAGAGCAAUGGCUGCAUUAUAUUCAUCGCCGCGUUGUCCCCUGACAAGCUCCUUGUCACGUCCAAGCACUCGCUGGGUCCAACCAACACACAUGCGGUCACGGGGGAGCGGUGGUUGCGCAAAUAUCUUGAACAGAAGGGCCGCUCAGAGGCGGAUCUUGCUGCGGUACUCUGGAAGAAUAACUGGACUGCUAUUUCUGAGCUUUGUGAUGACUCGUUUGAGGAGCACGUUCUUGCAUAUCCACCCGAGCUCACGGGACUUCACCUUCAUGGUCUAAACGAAAAUACCCGGGCGUUCAAAACGCUACCGCAAGCGGAUGUCGAUGCCUUUGCGGAUGAGUGGGGGUUCAUCAAGACUGCUUCAGUGGAACUGUCGAGUGUUGCUCAAGUCCGCGAGUUUGCGGACGAGUGUAGCAAGACAGGCUCGUGGAACGGACAGCCGGUGGAAGGCUUCGUAGUGCGAACUCAAGUGGCGCCAGCACCGCCAGAAUCGUCCCCUCGCUCAACUCCACCUUACCCGCCUGGCUCCAAUUUCUUCUUCAAGAUCAAAUACGAGGAGCCCUAUCUCAAGUAUCGCGACUGGCGUGAGAUUACAAAGAUGCUACUCAGUAUGCGGCAGGGGAACGCCAACCAGACAAACGACGGUAUGAGCCUCGAGAAACUGCCCAAGCAGAAGUUGCGUCGGGAAGAAACUCAGGCAUACGCAAAAUGGGUUAUUGAGGAGAUACGCCGUGAUCCCGAAGCAUUCGCUGAGUACGCGAAUAACAAGGGCAUCAUCGCCAUUCGGGAACGGUUUCUUGCUUUUGCUCAAACCGACGAUGGGAAGAAGAGUGUACAGGAGGUUGUCAAACCGGUCAAAGACUUUGGAAAGACUGUGAUUUUGCCGGUAGCCAUACCUGGAUGCGGAAAAACCAUGCUCUCCCUCGCGCUUUCCCGCCUUUUCGGAUUCGGCCAUACGCAAAGUGACGAUGUUCAUGUGAAGAAGGCCGCCCCUAUCUUCCUCAAAAACGUAGUCGACCUUUUGAACACCAACGAUGUGGUCAUCGCUGACAAAAACAACCAUUUGGUCCAGCACCGGCAGGCGCUCCGCGAAGCCACCGCGGAAUUUGACCCGCCCGUUCGGCUUCUCGCCUUGAACUGGGCUAUGGAUAAAUAUGCACCGGCAACGGUCCACCGUAUUUGCUCAGACCGUGUGCAAGGGCGAGGCAGCAAUCACCAGACUCUCCGACCAGACAGUGCGAAAAGUCAUGAAGACAUUUUGUGGAUGUUCAUCACCAAGGCCGAACCACUUGCGCCAGCGGAGGUAGACGAGGUCGUCGAGAUGAAUCUGGAGGACGGAUUGGAGGAAGCUGUUGCUCGUGCUGUCGAGGCAUGCGUCAGAGUACUCGGCGUGGCGCCACCAGACCAAGCGGCGGUCCAUGAGGCAAUUGAAUACGCGCGGUCAUAUACCCCUGCGGUCAAAAAGCCUGACCUAUUGCCAAGCAAGAAGGACAAAGACGCGAAAAAGCCACGGUAUUUUGCGCUUCUGCCGGAAGUUUCGGUGGAGACGACGUUGAAGAAUGUGGAGGCGCUUGCUCAGGUCAAAUUUUGGACGAGAAUCCGCCAGGAGAAACGCAUUGCAGCGCGGCCACAUAUCACGAUCGUCCACCAAAAUUCUAUCGGCAGCCAGUCAAGCGGGGAUGCGCAGGCUCUUUGGGAGCGAUGCAAACGUCUUUCUGAAAUGGAACAACCUCCACUUUUCCAAUUUAAACUGGGACAUGUUGUUUGGAAUGACCGUGUUAUGGCCGUGACCGUCGACGACAUCGAGCUGGUCGAGGAAGGGGGAGAGGGCCACCACGGAGCUGAAUUUGUUGCUGGACUGGAAGACGAACUCAAACAACGUUUGCACGUUACGGUCGGGACACGGGAUCCGAACGUUCCUCCAGUUGAAGCAAAGGCGAUGGUCGCGCAAUGGCGGACAAAUGGCGCAUCAGCCAAGUCGGCUCCGUUGAAUGGAGUGAUAGGGGUCGGGAGGGUGAAGAGAAUGACUGUGUAA